Molecule: messenger RNA, 1325 nt
Organism: Triticum urartu
Lineage: Eukaryota; Viridiplantae; Streptophyta; Magnoliopsida; Poales; Poaceae
Product: xyloglucan endotransglucosylase protein 7
Biological process (GO): cell wall biogenesis; xyloglucan metabolic process
Cellular component (GO): apoplast; cell wall
Molecular function (GO): hydrolase activity, hydrolyzing O-glycosyl compounds; xyloglucan:xyloglucosyl transferase activity
Source: RefSeq, a predicted model, not a curated record
GCCCCACUCCUCUCGCUUUCUCGCCACAUCUCGCCGUCGACCGCCACCCCAUUUCAAAAACCACAGGAGAGAUGCCGCGCGGCUCCAUCUGUUGGCUGCUGCAGGCCGUGGCGCUGGCGGCGGCCGCCGUGGAGGCCGGCCGGAGCCGGAGCCUGCACCGGGACUUCGACGCCGUGUGGGGGAAGCGCAAUGCGCGCUUCUUCGACGACGGCCGGGUGGUGGAGCUGGCGCUGGACCGGGAGACCGGGUCCAGGCUGGAGUCCAAGGACCGGUACCUCUUCGGGCGGUUCGACCUCGACAUCAGGCUCGUCGCCGGCGAGUCCGCGGGCACCAUCACCUCCUUCUACAUCUGCACGGGUGGCGCGCGGCACGACGAGGUGGACUUCGAGUUCCUGGGCAACGUGAGCGGCGAGCCCUACAUCCUGCACACCAACAUCUUCAGCGACGGCAAGGGCGAGCGGGAGCAGCAGUUCGUGCUCUGGUUCGACCCCACCGCCGACUUCCACACCUACUCCAUCCUCUGGAACCCGCUCAACAUCAUCCUGUACAUCGACGGGACGCCGAUCCGGGUGUUCAAGAACAACGAGGCGAACGGGGUGCCGUUCCCGACGCGGCAGCCGGUGCACGUCUUCGCCAGCAUCUGGAACGCCGAGGAGUGGGCGACGCAGGGCGGGCGCGUCAAGACGGACUGGUCCGAGGCGCCCUUCGUGGCCGCGUACCGGCGGUUCGACGCGACCAGCGCCUGCGUCUGGCAAGGCGGGGCGUCGCCCACGCGGUGCGGCGGCGACCACCUGCCGUCGUCGGCGUCGUCGUGGAUGGCGCAGCGGCUGGACUGGUGGAGCUGGAUGACGCUCAACUGGGUGCGCAUGAACUACAUGACCUACGACUACUGCGCCGACCGGAAGCGGUACCCCCACGCGUUCCCCACCGAGUGCAUCAUCCCCAUCGGCAGGAUCUGAUCUGGUCUGAUGCCGUCCAUCAGUUCGUUCAUGCGUAGCCUAGGCGGUAGAGAGAGUACGCUUUGUCUCGUGACUCGUUUGCAUGCAGGGAUUGGAUUUGCUGCCGGCAGAAUGUAAAGAGCGGAAAAACACAAAUGAUCGGAGCGCUUUGUUUCUCCUCGUUCGAUGAGCUUUUGUGUUAGGCGCUUCAAAUCGAUUUAAGUUUCUUUUUUUUUUGCGGGAAAGAGAGUUCCAUUUAUCAGGUUAUGAUUACAAUCAGCAGCAACAAUGCUCGCAAUCUUGUCGGAAGGCGUGCGCAACCAGCACGCAGUCCGCUGUUGCGUUCGUCCCAUUUGAGCAAGAGUAUGGCUAGCUAUGUUUACACUA